AUGCCCCAGAACUCCAGUGGCCAUGGACAUGCCUCUAGUCCUGCUCACUUGUGGGCCCCACCCACAGUCCAGCUGUCCAAUCACAGGGGGCUGCGGUGGUCCAGAGCCAUGCCCAUCCGUUGGCCCCUAUGGCCCCCUCACAGGGUGCCCAAUUCCAGCGACUCAAGGUUGAAGACGCUCUGUCCUACCUGGACCAAGUGAAACUGCAGUUUGGGAAUCAGCCUCAAGUCUACAACGACUUCCUUGACAUCAUGAAAGAGUUCAAGUCACAGAGCAUCGACACUCCGGGCGUGAUCAGCCGUGUCUCCCAGCUCUUCAAGGGCCACCCAGACCUCAUCAUGGGAUUCAACACCUUCCUGCCGCCGGGCUACAAGAUCGAGGUCCAGACCAACGAGCAGGUCAACGUGACCACGCCAGGUCAGAUCCACUACAUCACCCCGCACGGCAUCUCGGUCCAGAACCUCCCCGUUACGGGACCACCCAGCCAGCCGGUGCCCCAUCAUCACCAGGCCCUGCAGCUGCCCAGUGGACCCCCCACCAGCACCGCCACAGCCAGCACCGCUCUACCCACCCAGCCUACACCGACCAAGACCAGCAAG
Molecule: messenger RNA, 599 nt
Organism: Salvelinus sp. IW2-2015
Lineage: Eukaryota; Metazoa; Chordata; Actinopteri; Salmoniformes; Salmonidae
Product: paired amphipathic helix protein Sin3a
Biological process (GO): negative regulation of transcription by RNA polymerase II
Cellular component (GO): chromatin; Sin3-type complex
Molecular function (GO): transcription corepressor activity
Source: RefSeq, a predicted model, not a curated record